UUUGAGAACUCCAGUUUUACUCUUUCAGCCCUGUGAGCACUAAAAAGGCGUUUUUAUCAGGCUCAUCGUAGGUUCGGCCAAGUCCACAAUAAUACGAUGGGUGGUAAAGGCCCGACAUAUUCGGGACAGACCAUCAAAUCUUAAAAAAUUUCUGCUGUUAUUCGACUCGUUCUGGGUUCCUCAGAGAGAUUAAUCGUUCGGCCAUCGACGAACGGUUAAGAUGGAGCAUAUUUUCAAAUACGAAGUUAUUAAUGGUACAUAUGUACUUAUCAAACAUGGAGGAUGUAUAUCAGAUGCUCUUUUAAUUACACAAGAACAUCUUGGAUUCAAUUUGGAGUUAGUUGAAGAAGUAGAUGAAGGUUUAAGACUGGAUAAUGGUUCCUGGACAGGCCGCAUCGGAUACGUUCAAAGAAAUGAGACAGAUCUCGGAUUACCGACUGGAAUUUCAUACGAUAGAAUCGAUGCUGUCGAUUACAGUAAUACUCGAGAUGUUUUGGCAGUGAAGUUUAUGACUGCUAAACCCAAUGAACUAUCAAAAAUGUUGGCCAUAAUUUAUCCUUUCGACUUAUCGGUAUGGAUAGCCAUGUUGAUCGCUUUUAUCGUUGCUGGAUUAUCUUUUUACUUUAUCUUAAAUUUGAAUUCAAAAAUAAACAACACGAAACGCAUUAAAAUAUAUGAUAUUUUAUGGGCACUUUUUUCAACAUUUUCUAAUCAAGGCAGCGAUUUGUUUGAAGUUCAAGGAUACUCCAGAAUAGUGGUGUUUUGUUGGUUAACGUCACUGUUUAUUUUAGUGUCUAGUUACGGUGGCGCUCUCAUGUCUUUUCUAACCUUUUCCGGUUACGAAUAUGUGCCCGAAACUUUCCCCGAAUUGAUCGAAGAAAUGAAAAAGGGACAUUAUACAGCAUCUGUUUUAUUCCAUACAGGAAUAGGAAAAUAUAUUUUGGAUGCAACAGAAGAAUCAUCUGUGUUUUUCGAAUUAAAAAAAUUAACAAUGGAAGGUAAAGUACUAGAUGUGAAACCGACUGACGAUGUUUACGAAUAUCUUUUGAAACCUAAACACGCUCUUAUCGAGUAUGAAGGUGAUGAACUGAUGUACAUGAGUGCAUUAGGAGAAGAUCAGUAUUUACUAUCGAAAGAUACUCUCUACACUCAAUUCGAAAUAUAUGCAAUAGCUAAAGGAUACCGAUAUAAAAAGGAAAUCAAUACGGUAAUGCGCAGAUUAACAGAAUCGGGGAUAAUUCCACAGUUAGAUCGUAUCCAAGAGAAUUUAGUCCGAAAUAAAAAACUGGUGAGGAAUAACCAUGACAUUCAAGCAAAACCGCUUUCUGUUCACGAUUUAGUUGGGGCUUUUAUGUUUCUUCUGAUUGGUUAUGCUUUAUCCAUAAUUAUGUUUAUUUUGGAAUUGUCAAAAAAAGUUAAAAAACGAAAAAUUAGUCUUCAUGACUUAAACAAUAUUAGUUAAAAUUAGAAAAAAAGCGUUCUUAUGAAUAUACACUAUAUUUUU
This is a messenger RNA of Centruroides sculpturatus (bark scorpion), 1504 nucleotides long. Its product is annotated as glutamate receptor ionotropic, delta-2-like. The coding region runs from base 221 to 1462 and encodes 413 amino acids. The record is from RefSeq and is a predicted model, not a curated record. NCBI's taxonomy places the organism in Eukaryota, Metazoa, Arthropoda, Arachnida, Scorpiones, Buthidae. Gene Ontology annotation, molecular function: ligand-gated monoatomic ion channel activity. The transcript has 8 exons. Gene Ontology annotation, cellular component: membrane.